GUGGGCGGGGUCAUGAGGUGUGUGGGCGUGUUCUGUUGUCGGGGCGCUCCAGUGGCUCGUGCUGGGUUGUGGAAGCAGGGCAGACUGCACAGAAAACAUGAAGGCUGUUAUUCUGGCUGCUGGCUAUGGUACAAGAUUGAAUCGUGACCUACAGAAUGAUAGCAGUGGACAUUUCAAACAUCUCUGUGGCAUUCCCAAGCCCCUCCUACCAGUAGGAAAUAAGGCACUUAUCAGCCAUUGGAUGUCAGCAAUAGAAAAAAUUGACUGCAUUGAUGAAGUUUAUGUUAUUACAAAUGAUCUUUAUUAUGUGAAGUUUGAAGAAUGGGCAAAGGAGUUUCAACUAGUUAAAGUUCUAAAUGAUGGAACAAGAAGCAAUGAGGAACGGCUGGGUGCUGUAGCUUGUCUUCAACUUGCCAUUACUCAGUUUAACAUCAAUGAUCAUGUAUUGGUCCUAGGCGGUGACACACUAUUCUAUGAAGACUUUAGCCUAUCUGUCGUUCUUGCACGAUUCACUGAGUUGCAGAGUAUUAAUUGUGACAACAAUUUGGUUCUAUCUUACCUUUGCAAAGAUGAAGCAGAAACAACAAAGUUUGGAAUUUUAGAAACUGAUGAAGAGUUCCAAGUAACUGCAUUUAAAGAAAAACCCAACUCAACUGAAACAACAUCUCGCAGAGCUUGUCCAUGCUUCUAUAUAUAUUCAAAAAGCACAAUACCUCUGAUUGCAAAAUUUCUUCAAGAAAAACAAAAUUCACCCUUGGAAGAGAAGGAUGCACCUGGCCAUUACUUACUUUGGGUCUACUCAAGCACGUAGAUGCUAGCCUCCAGUGACUUGUGGACAAGGAGACUUAUUUUUGUGGACACAUACACUUCCCAACUUAUCACCACUUCUAUUUUUUUUCAACUAAAGUUAAUACAUUCCCACUUAUUUAUAUUUUAUUCCACUUGCAUUUUCAAACCUGGGGAUCUGAGAACUAAGUUGACAAGUAACUGUUCCUCCUGCAUCUCCAUGCCAAAGAUGGCCCAACCAUGUCUUAUGCUAUGUAAACUGGUGACUCUUUUUCAAUUCUU
Chiloscyllium plagiosum (whitespotted bambooshark) is the source of this 1068-nucleotide messenger RNA. NCBI's taxonomy places the organism in Eukaryota, Metazoa, Chordata, Chondrichthyes, Orectolobiformes, Hemiscylliidae. The record is from RefSeq and is a predicted model, not a curated record.